GUCCCGGAGCGGGGGCGGGGCCCCGGGCUGUCAAUCACGGCGCGCGGCCGCCAAUCAGGGCGCAGGCGGUGGGAGUUCGGCCGGUCCGGAUGGAGCGGGGCAGAAAAGCGCGUCCCGCCGGGGCCCGCAGCCCACCCGCGCUCCCGCCCCGGGGCUGCCAGAGGCUGCGAGCCAUGCCCCGCACCCUGCCCCGGGCCCGCACCCGCACCCGGCACCUGCCCCGCACCUUGCUCCGGGCCCGCAGCCGCACCUUGCACCGCGUCCUGCCCCGCACCGGCCGCUCCGUGCCCGUCGCCGCCGCCGCCCCCCGCCGCCCCCCGGCCAUGCCCGCGCUUCGCCUGCUCUGAGCGCGGCCGGGAUGGAGCGGGAGGGCGGCGGCCCGGGGCCCCCCGCGCCCCACGAGCCCAUCAGCUUCGGCAUCGACCAGAUCCUGGGCGGCCCCGAGCCCACGGGGCCGCACCGGGCAGCGGCUGAGCCCGACUACGGGCUCUACGGCAGCGGCUACGGCCCCACCGGUCCGCUCGGCUCCUACAAUCUCAACAUGAGCAUGAACGUGAGCGUGAACGUGACCCCCGCGCCCGCCGCGCCGCCCGCCGGAGUCAUCCGCGUCCCGGCGCGCCGGCCGCCCGCCGCGCCGGGCGCGCCGCCGCCGGGGCCCGCGCUGCCGGGGCUCACCUUCCCCUGGAUGGAGACCACCCGCCGCAUCGCUAAAGACCGGCUCUCAGCUGCGCUGUCGCCCUUCGCGGUGACGCGGCGCAUCGGGCACCCGUACCAGAACCGGACGCCUCCCAAGCGCAAGAAGCCGCGCACGUCCUUCUCCCGCGUGCAGAUCUGCGAGCUGGAGAAGCGCUUCCACCGGCAGAAAUACCUGGCCUCGGCCGAGCGCGCUGCCCUGGCCAAGGCCCUCAAGAUGACGGACGCCCAGGUCAAGACCUGGUUCCAGAACCGCCGCACCAAGUGGAGGCGUCAGACGGCGGAGGAGCGCGAGGCGGAGCGGCAGCAGGCCAACCGGCUGAUGCUGCACCUGCAGCAGGAGGCUUUCCAGAAGAGCCUGGCGCAGCCGCUGCCGCAGGACCCGCUCUGCAUGCACAACUCCUCGCUCUACGCCCUGCAGAACCUCCAGCCCUGGGCCGAGGACAACAAGGUGACGUCGGUCUCCGGGGUGGCCUCUGUGGUGUGAGGGCCCUGGGUGCUGCUGAUGUGCCAGGAGGUGGCACUGGGAGCCUGCUGGGCUCUGAGCCUGGACCGUGGCAGGGAAGGGGCUGCAGCUUCCUGAGAGCCCCGCACUGGCAGCCCCCUCCCUGCCAUGG
Pyrgilauda ruficollis (rufous-necked snowfinch) is the source of this 1310-nucleotide messenger RNA. It is a transcript of the gene TLX2, whose product is annotated as T cell leukemia homeobox 2. Gene Ontology annotation, biological process: regulation of transcription by RNA polymerase II; animal organ development. Gene Ontology annotation, cellular component: nucleus. The record is from RefSeq and is a predicted model, not a curated record. Gene Ontology annotation, molecular function: RNA polymerase II cis-regulatory region sequence-specific DNA binding; DNA-binding transcription factor activity, RNA polymerase II-specific. NCBI's taxonomy places the organism in Eukaryota, Metazoa, Chordata, Aves, Passeriformes, Passeridae.